UGGUCAACUUUCCAUCAGCCAGAAUUAGUGCAACCAGCCUUGGAAAACUCUCUGAAAAAACUUCAGUUGGACUAUGUUGAUCUCUAUAUUAUUCAUUUCCCAAUGGCUUUAAAGCCAGGUGAAAAUCUUAUCCCAAAAGAUGAAAAUGGAAAAGUAAUAUCUGACUCAGUGGAUCUCUGUACCACAUGGGAGGCCAUGGAGAAGUGUAAGGACGCAGGACUGGCCAAGUCCAUCGGGGUGUCCAACUUUAACCGCAGGCAGCUGGAGAUGAUCCUCAACAAGCCGGGGCUCAAGUACAAGCCCGUCUGCAACCAGGUAGAAUGUCACCCUUAUCUCAACCAGAGCAAACUACUGGAUUUCUGCAAGUCCAAAGACAUUGUUCUGGUGGCCUAUAGUGCUCUGGGAAGCCAAAGAGAUAAACGAUGGGUGGACCCGAACUCCCCAGUCCUCUUGGAGGACCCGGUCCUUUGUGCCGUGGCCAAAAAGCACAAGCGAACUCCAGCCCUGAUUGCCCUGCGCUACCAGCUGCAACGUGGGGUUGUGGUCCUGGCCAAGAGCUACAAUGAGCAGCGGAUCAGACAGAACCUGCAGGUUUUUGAAUUCCAGUUGACCUCAGAGGACAUGAAAGUCCUUGAUGGCCUAAACAGUAAUUUUCGAUAUAACAUUUUCACUGAUUUAUUUCCUGGCCACCCUAAUUACCCAUUUUCAGAUGAAUAUUAACCUGAGAUAUUUGCAUGACUUUGACCACAAACCCCUGCAUAUGUAUGGUGAUGCAGAAGAUGUCUUUGAUACUGGUGAUUGGACACAUUACCUCCAGUUAAAU
Carlito syrichta (Philippine tarsier) is the source of this 823-nucleotide messenger RNA. Its product is annotated as aldo-keto reductase family 1 member C3-like. The coding region runs from base 103 to 720 and encodes 205 amino acids. Gene Ontology annotation, biological process: daunorubicin metabolic process; prostaglandin metabolic process; doxorubicin metabolic process. The transcript has 7 exons. Gene Ontology annotation, molecular function: bile acid binding; aldose reductase (NADPH) activity; androsterone dehydrogenase [NAD(P)+] activity. The record is from RefSeq and is a predicted model, not a curated record. Lineage: Eukaryota; Metazoa; Chordata; Mammalia; Primates; Tarsiidae. Gene Ontology annotation, cellular component: cytosol.